AUGCUACGGAUAACGCUUCUCCUAGCGCUCGCGGCACUCGCCUGCCACGGCGCUCCAACUUCCGACGAUGUAGCAGUCGAUCGGAUGUACAAAAGCGUUAUUGUCGGCGACUACGAAAGCGCUGUCGCUCUCAGCAAAGACCUCGAGAAGCAAAAGCGAGGUGAUGUUAUCGCUCUCGCCGUCAACAAACUGAUCGACGAAAGCCAACGCAACGUUAUGGACUUCGCCUUAUAUCUGUGGAGAGACGCCAAAGAUCUUGUCAAGAACUACUUCCCUCUCGAAUUCCGGAGCAUCCUCGGCCAGCAUUUAGUCAAGUUGAUCAGCAAAAGAGAUAACAUGGUGGUGAAGUUGAACUCUAAAGUUGACGGCGAUGGUGAUAGGAUGGCUUACGGUGACAGCAACCACAAUAUCGGCGACAGAAUGGCCUGGAAACUCAUUCCAGUCGAGGAUUCUCAGGUGUAUUUUAAAAUGUACAACCCUCUUACUAAUCAAUACCUGAAAGCUGGAGUCAAGGUUGACAGCGACGGAGACCACACUAUAUACGGUAGCAGCCAGUCUAACGAGAACCGACACCAAUUCUAUUUGGUGCCGGUGAGGUAUGACGGGCAGGUCUUGUUCUACAUUUACAACCGCGAGUUCCAACAGGCGCUGAAGCUGGGCAGGGCUGUCGACUCGGAUGGCGACCGGAUUGUGUAUACAGAACACGGUAAUGUCGUCGGAGACCCUUACAGCUUCGGGUGGAAAAUCAAACCGUUGUAA
Manduca sexta (tobacco hornworm) is the source of this 759-nucleotide messenger RNA. Its product is annotated as microvitellogenin-like. NCBI's taxonomy places the organism in Eukaryota, Metazoa, Arthropoda, Insecta, Lepidoptera, Sphingidae. Bases 1 to 759 code for a protein of 252 amino acids. The transcript has a single exon. Gene Ontology annotation, cellular component: extracellular region. The record is from RefSeq and is a predicted model, not a curated record.